Apiotrichum porosum is the source of this 669-nucleotide messenger RNA. RefSeq lists its product as uncharacterized. The coding region runs from base 1 to 669 and encodes 222 amino acids. The transcript has a single exon. The record is from RefSeq and is a predicted model, not a curated record. Lineage: Eukaryota; Fungi; Basidiomycota; Tremellomycetes; Trichosporonales; Trichosporonaceae.
AUGCUCGCGACACACGAUACAACCGCGCUCGACGCCGCGAUCGAUACGGAAAUCCGCGCUGCCCUCGCUUCCCUCCGAACCGAGCUGGAGCUCAAGCUCGAGUCGUCUACCGCCAUGGCUCAGCCCCAGUCCCAUCCUCUCGGCUCACACGUCCACGCCCUCGCUAUCGGCAUGGUGGAGGACCUCACGGGCUUCUUCGUCGCGGCCGACACGCUCGAGAACGCGGCAGCAGUCACGGGCGACGACCUCGAGGACAAGGCGCAGUACUGGUGGUCGCCGUCCGAGUGGGGGUGGCAGUAUACUGGCGGGACGGCGCCGGGGAUUGUCACAACAGAGAUUUGGGCACUAGCCAAGGGCUUACCAGAGGGAGCGGAUGACGAGAACGAGAAUGGCGAGUACGCCGCGCUCGCCGGGCUGUACGAGGAACGCAUCAUACUCUGCCUCCAGCGCCUACGUGGCGAGGGUGAGCUGCGGAACGUACAGGGAGAAGAGCUGUGGGUCUGGGUCCACUAUGCGGACGCGUCGAACGAGAAUAUCGACGACACGAGCUUUGCACGACUGAACGACCGUGCCACGGCCGAGCUGUUCGGGAAGCGGUGGGGAGGCGGUCUGUCUGCCGUUCUCGAGGAGAGGUUUGCGGUUCUACAACCUGAAGGAAGGGAGACGUGA